Procambarus clarkii (red swamp crayfish) is the source of this 2250-nucleotide messenger RNA. RefSeq names its product cytoplasmic 60S subunit biogenesis factor ZNF622. Lineage: Eukaryota; Metazoa; Arthropoda; Malacostraca; Decapoda; Cambaridae. Gene Ontology annotation, molecular function: nucleic acid binding; zinc ion binding. Gene Ontology annotation, biological process: ribosomal large subunit biogenesis. Gene Ontology annotation, cellular component: preribosome, large subunit precursor. The record is from RefSeq and is a predicted model, not a curated record.
AUCUCUGAUAGCAGCAUGGAGUAGCAGUUGGAGAAGACUGUAAACACAGGCUUGGACGCAAACUGCACUAAAGAGAAGACAGACUCUUUAACACGCCAGGACACUGCAGGAAGAAGGGAAAAAUAACAACUCGACAUUACAAACAACAGUCAACUCAAUCCAAGAUAACUGAGGGGAUAAUCCUCCAAUCCCCCCCUAAAGCAGAGGAGGACGGAGUCUUGUGUCUACGAGAUUAAACACUAUUUUGCAAUUAUAAAACAUGGCUACAUUUACGUGCCUGAGCUGUCACGUGGCUUUCAGUGAUGGUGAUGGGCAGCGCGAUCACUUCCGAUCUGAUUGGCAUCGUUACAACUUGAAGAGGAAGGUGGCAGAGCUUCCUCCUGUGUCGAGAGAGACUUACAAUGAACGUGUUGCCCAGAGUCAACCCCAGCAGACCACAUCUAUCGCUCUCAAGAAAAUACCUUGCAGACCAUGCAAGAAAACCUUUACCAAUCAGAAUGCCUAUGACAAUCACAUGAAAUCAAAGAAACACAUGGAGGUCGUCAUUUCACAUGCUGAAGAAACAAAUAACAAAAAGAAUAUGCAUCACCAUGCCAACCACAAGCAAGAGGAAGCUGAUGAGGAAGAUGAUGAAGAUAUGGAGAUUGAGGAGGUAGAUAGCGAUGAAUGGGAAGGGGAGGCGAUAGAGUUACUCGAUUGUCUGUUUUGUUCCCAUCACUCCAACACGCUGGAGGAAGAGUUGCAUCAUAUGACGGAGAAGCAUUCUUUCUUUGUUCCUGACCUGGAGUUUUGUGUUGAUGUGGCAGGCCUCAUCACUUACCUAGGUGAAAAGAUUGGGUGUGGGUUUGAGUGCCUCUCUUGCAAGUGGUCUGCUCGGCGCUGUCCGACACUCGACUCCAUACGCAAACACAUUAUAGACAAAAGUCAUUGUAAACUGGUGCUGGAAGGUGACAGUUUGGUAGAGUUUGCAGAAUUUUACGACUAUUCUUCAUCUUACCCAGAUGCGGGAGAGGGAGCCGGACCUGAUGAUGAAGUACAGCAAGCUGUGAUCCCAGGAGAUGGGUUUGAACUGGUGCUGCCCUCUGGAGCUACUGUGGGCCAUAGGUCUCUCUGUAGAUAUUAUCGGCAAAAGAUAGAUCCAAAUCGGCAGGCGGUUGUUGUCAAGAAGAAGUCUGGUGCAGCUUUCCACAGUGUCAUGUCCAAAUAUCGGGCGCUGGGCUGGAAUGGUGCUACAAGAGCAGAUAUUGUGAGGAAAUCACGAGACCUGCAGUUCAUGGUGAAGAUGCAGAACAAGCACAACAUGAAGCUUGCAGUCAAGGGCAACAAGCUGUUUAAGCCAAGACCCCAGAAUCCAAUUUAAGUCACAGCCAAUUUUUUUUUAUGUAUUAUAUAUUGUGGACUCUUUUGUUUCUUUGUGUAAUUCAUAAGGAUCAUGAAGGAAUUAAAUUUUUUGUCUGUGAUAUCAUGGUUUCUAACAAACAUAAUGCGCUGAAUAUUGUAUAAUUUUCCUACAGGCCCAUUUACAUAGUCUUUACAGAAUACGUAGAUGAUGUAUACAACACAUUGUUUAUAUACUAUAUUCAUUGUCAGUUAACUUUCUAUUGUCUUUUCCAAAGUUAUGGUUAGAGCCCCUGUUAGAAAAGAACUUGAAAUCCAAGGAUGUAAAUUGUUAUGCUCAACUAUUUGUCAACCUUGGUUAAUCGUGGAACUAGAUUUGCAUACUGUAACUUAGUUGCCACCAAUUUUAAGAUGCAGUUUUUGUUUAAGAACAUACGUGUACCCCUUUUGUGCUAUAUAUAGCUGGAACAUGCAUUAAAGUGUCCCAAAAUAAUAGAUUUAUUGGUAAAUAUUUAUAAACUUUUUGAUGGUAGUAGAUGUGUUGAUUACUAAUUGUUCUGGGGAGCCAUCCACCCUAAACCCUAAAGGAAGUUAAUUGCCACAGCAAUGUUUCUGUAAACUAAUAUUUUCAUGGCAAACCCCAAGAGGAGUAAGUAUAUACAGUACCGGUAUUAGAGAAUAAAUAGAGGCUGCUGUUGACAUAGUACAGAAUAAGGAAAAGUAGGCAUGGAAAUAUCAAAUUUUAGAGACUAUAACUGUGUGAAUUGUCAAGGGAAAAAAGUUUAUUAUAUUGUAUCAUUUUCUCCACAGAGGACAUGGGAAAAUAAGUGAUGUGUACUUGGAAGAGUUUUAUUUCCCUGUAGGAAAACUAUAAUUAUUUGUUAUAAAAUGCUGAAUAAAUACUGUAUUUUU